Molecule: messenger RNA, 1244 nt
Organism: Haliotis rufescens (red abalone)
Lineage: Eukaryota; Metazoa; Mollusca; Gastropoda; Lepetellida; Haliotidae
Product: inversin-B-like
Exons: 2
Coding region: 2-778 (258 amino acids)
Molecular function (GO): protein binding
Source: RefSeq, a predicted model, not a curated record
CAUGGUAGACAAACAACAUGGAAGAGAACAGCGAGCAAUAUUCAGACAGUUCCAGUCAGAAAUUACUCCGAACAAUUCUUCACGAGGGCAACGAACAAUGGAGGACAAACCAGAGCCCCAUGUACACCACACGGAAGAGGCAACAUCGACGUCGACACCCAUCCCCCAACAAGAACCUGGUUCAGAUCUCGACAUCCACACGGCAUGUUUUUUUGGAGACCUGGUCCGUGUGAAAUACAUCUUGUCUCAAGGUCAGGAGGAUAUCAAUGGCACGGCUGGAAACUGUUUAGGGAAAACACCGCUAAUGCAGGCUGCACAUGGAGGGCGCAAAGAAGUGUUUGAUUUCCUCGUGAGUGAAGGAGCGGAUAUAUCACUAUUGGACGAGUACGGUUUCAACAUACUUCACUGGGCCUGCAGAGGAGGAAGUGUUGAGAUGGUGAAAUAUAUCCUCUCCCUGAACGGCAUGGACGUCAACACUACAGGGACUGACGGAACGACUCCAGUGGCGUCGGCAGCAUGGAUGGGACAUAAAGAUGUCGUGGACUUCCUCGUUGGAGAAGGCGCUGACGUGACACUCGUGAGUGAUCUCGAUGAAAACAUCCUUCACUGGACCUGUCAGGGAGGGAAUGUGGAGAUGGUGAGAUAUAUCCUCUCUCAGAAGUUUGUGGAUAUCAACGCAAGGACUAAGAUGGGCCAGACAGCCGCAGAUAUUGCAGAGGUGUGGGGUCAUAAAAAAGUGGUUAGACUCCUUAAAAAGCCACGUUGUCAUGUGAUGUAAGUGCAUUAUUUGUGGCACGUUGUCCUAUGUGCAGCCCUCAGAUCUCACACAAGGCGAAGUCAAGCAAUGUUGGUAGGAGAGUAGUGGGAUGGGUGACAAUAAUCUUUCUCAGCGGGAGAAUAAAUCACGUAUACCCCGCCACGAAGAAGAAAUUCGUGGAUUUCUGAGCGGAGGAAUAAAUCUCUGAUCCCAGCUUUUUCAGUGUCAAUGACAGUCAUGUGACAUAGCACAAGUUAACCUUAGCUCAAUAUGGAACAGCUGUUGUCCAUCAAUUUGCUCCUAAAACCCACAUACCCCUCGUGAUACAACUAAUAAUGUUGAAUUAGAAAACAUAUUUAACUUGAUUGUAGAAGCCUCGAAAUACUCCAUUCGUUCCCGUUCCUUUAUUUCUUUUUUAUGGGAUGAAUGUGACGUGAAUUUGUUUCAUAUAACCAUGUAGUAUUAUAAAGUGUUUGAUGAUCCAACA